Messenger RNA from Ochotona princeps (American pika), 1561 nucleotides. It is a transcript of the gene CCDC188, whose product is annotated as coiled-coil domain containing 188. Bases 96 to 1367 code for a protein of 423 amino acids. The transcript is spliced from 8 exons. NCBI's taxonomy places the organism in Eukaryota, Metazoa, Chordata, Mammalia, Lagomorpha, Ochotonidae. The record is from RefSeq and is a predicted model, not a curated record.
GGGCCUGCGACACCCUAGAGUGGCCUCAGUAAGAGGGUGGCAGGUGGGCCAGGCCAGAGCCUGGAGCCGGGGUCAGGAAGGGGUCAUAGGGAGGGAUGGAGGGGCCGAAAACCCUGGGCCCCUGCGGCCACUCCCACCCCCAAUGUCCCCCCACCCCGGCCUCAAGCAGCCACGGAGGAUGCCUGGAGCAGCCCUGCCAGGGAUUUGUAAGGUGGCCCUGCCUGAUGUCCCUCCCUUCGGCCCACUCCAUGGAGGCGGCCAGGCCCUUCCCAGCCCCUCCUGCAGGGGUCUCGGGGUCCCGGGUGGGAGGUGAGGUCCCCAGGAUCUUUCUCUCCAGCGAGGAGGGAGAGCCUCCCCAGCCCAGAGCCCUCCGGGAGCCCGUGGCCGGCCCGAGCCAUGCUGGUUCGGAGGCAGGCCUGGGGUGGGGCUGGCCCCUGCAGCAGGGCACGCCCAGACAAGGGGGGAUGCCCAGCUCAGAACCCAGGUCCUGUCCAUGCCCAUGUCCGCCGGGGGGAGGGGCCCCGCCCAGGGCGCCCCCCGACCCGCUGGGGUCAGCAGAACCGCCCUUCCUGCAGCUGCAGCAGGAGAACCACAGCCUGAAAAGGCAGAACCAGGACCUCCGGGAGCAGCUGGGGGCCCUGCUGGGACCCGGGCAGCAGUUUCUGCCCCUGUGCCCCGAACACUCCAGCUGCACGGCCCUAACCUGGAUAAGAGCGGGAGAGCGAGCAUCCGCGACCCCAGGCAUCGCCCGCCGGCCGGGCGCAGACAUCGGGACCCUCCCACAGCCGCCCGAGCCCUGCCCCGCGCGGCCCCCCGAGGACAGGGCCCCUCUUCAGCUGCUGAGACAGGAGGUGUGCCGGGGGGAGGAGGCCUUCGUGCAGCAGUCGCAGAACGAGCUGCAGCAGAUCCGCCUGUCCUUUGAAAGGAAGAAGAUGGCCAUCACCGAGGUGUGGGACGGCGUGGCGGAGGUGCACAUGGCCCUCAACAACCAGGCCACCGGGCUCCUGAACCUCAAGAAGGACAUUCGAGGUGUGCUGGACCAGAUGGAAGGCAUCCAGUUGGAGAUCCUAGGAGAGCGGGCCCAGUGCCGCACCCAGGCCAGGAAGGAACAGACCCUGGCGUGCGUGGCGAGAGGGAGGCCUUCGCUGCCAUGCUCCGAGGGCCUCAAGGGCCAGAUCUGGCUGCUGGCCCUGAGGCUGCUGCUGGGCGCCCUGCUGGCCUGCACCGCCGCCUACGUGUACGUGGUGGACCCCGCGCCCUUCGAGGGGCUGGUACCGCCCCUGCUGAGCCGCGCCGCCGUCUGGAAGCUCCGGGCCCUGCUGGGCCCCUUCCUGCGCCUCGAGGUGGACGACUUCCUGCCCUUCUAGGCCGGAGGCCCAGCGGCCCCAGCGAGGAGGAGGCCAGGCGGCCGGCGCGGCCCCCGGUGCCCAAUGGCCGCGCGGGUCCCUGCCCACAGCACCGGCGCUGCGCACCGCCCCCGCCAGGAGCCUCGGAGAAGGGUGGAGGCGGGUUCUGUCCUGAGGGCUGGGCCUGCGGCUGGACAUAGAGUCGUGACAAGCAA